Sorex fumeus (smoky shrew) is the source of this 1580-nucleotide messenger RNA. RefSeq names its product abhydrolase domain containing 17A, depalmitoylase (gene ABHD17A). The record is from RefSeq and is a predicted model, not a curated record. Gene Ontology annotation, cellular component: endosome membrane; plasma membrane. Bases 358 to 1284 code for a protein of 308 amino acids. Lineage: Eukaryota; Metazoa; Chordata; Mammalia; Eulipotyphla; Soricidae. Gene Ontology annotation, biological process: protein depalmitoylation. The transcript has 5 exons. Gene Ontology annotation, molecular function: palmitoyl-(protein) hydrolase activity.
CGCCCGCGGGGGAGCGGCGGCGGUGGCGGCGGCGGCGGCGGCGGCGCAGGAGGCUGGGCCCGGGCGCCGGGGGACUGACGGACGCUGGGGCGGGCGAGCCGGGAGUCAUGGAGCGCGGCCCGGAGGCCGGGGAGCGCGGGCCGGGACGGCUUUCCGUCAUCAGAACAUGGACACGUGUAGCUGCCAGGCUCCCGGGGGCUCGACUUGGACCACGAUGGGGCUGGGCUGUGGCCCCCUAACGGGGCUCUUGUCUGGGGCGGCGGCCUGGGGGUGCCCUCCCCCCGGCCCUGGUCUCGGAGCACCCCCGUCCCUCCUCCCGAGCCGUGAGCAGCCCGCCCCCGGGGCCCGGCGCCCGCCAUGAACGGCCUGUCGGUGACCGAGCUGUGCUGUCUGUUCUGCUGCCCGCCGUGCCCUGGCCGCAUCGCCGCCAAGCUGGCCUUCCUGCCGCCCGAGCCCACCUACUCGUUCCUGCCGGAGCCCGAGCCAGCCCCUGGGGGCUCGAGCACCACGUCCUCGGGCUCCCGCUCGACCAGCAAUCCCGGGCGCUGGAAGCUGCAUCUGCUGGAACGCGCUGACUUCCAGUACGGCCAGCGCGAGCUGGACACCAUCGAGGUCUUCGUGACCAAGAGCAGCCGCGGGAACCGGGUGGCCUGCAUGUACGUGCGCUGCGUGCCCAGUGCCAGGUACACGGUGCUCUUUUCGCACGGCAACGCCGUCGACCUGGGCCAGAUGAGCAGCUUCUACCUGGGGCUGGGCACCCGCAUCAACUGCAACAUUUUCUCCUACGACUACUCGGGAUAUGGUGUCAGCUCGGGCCGGCCCUCCGAGAAGAACCUGUAUGCCGACAUCGACGCCGCCUGGCAGGCGCUGCGCACGCGGUACGGCAUCAGCCCGGACAGCAUCGUCCUGUACGGGCAGAGCAUCGGCACGGUGCCCACUGUGGACCUGGCCUCUCGCUAUGAGUGCGCGGCCGUGAUCCUGCACUCCCCGCUGACCUCGGGCAUGCGUGUCGCCUUCCCUGACACCAAGAAGACCUACUGCUUUGACGCAUUCCCCAACAUCGAGAAGGUGUCCAAGAUCACGUCGCCGGUGCUCAUCAUCCAUGGCACGGAGGACGAGGUGAUCGACUUCUCGCACGGGCUGGCCCUCUACGAACGCUGCCCCAAGGCCGUAGAGCCGCUGUGGGUGGAGGGGGCGGGGCACAACGACAUCGAGCUCUACAGCCAGUACCUGGAACGGCUGCGGCGCUUCAUCUCCCAGGAGCUGCCCAGCCGGCGUGCGUAGGUGGCCAGCGGCACGAGGAGCGCGCCCAGCCGCGGAGCCCGGACCUCAGCAAUAAGGCGGCCCUCGGACCUUGUCCUGCCACCCCCCCCAUAUCCGUGGGGGGGGCUGCAUGUGAACCCCUCGGAUGCCCCCAGGCCCCUCAGGCAGCCCCACCAGGCAGGUGGGCCAGGACUUAACCCCUGUCCAGGGGCUGCGGACGAUGUCCAGGUGACAGCGCCCUGCUCACCCUUCUUUUGAGAAGCGAAAAAAGAAAGAUAAAACAUGAACACAAAUUAAAGAUUUAAAAUUUUAGGGUU